AUGGCGCAGACCACGACGAACGGAGCUGCUGCUCACAAUGCCUGGGUCGGCGCGGCUGGCGCUGCGGGCACUGAUCUGAGAAGCGACACCAUGACGACGCCGACGCCGUCCAUGCUGGCCGCCAUCCAGUCGUGCACGCUGCUCGACGACGUCUUUGAGGAGGACGGCAACACGAUCGCGCUGGAGGAGCACUGCGCGGCCCUCACGGGCAAGGAGGCGGGACUGUUUGUCCUGUCGGGCACCAUGGGCAACCAGGUCGCGCUGCGGGCGCUCCUGACGCAGCCGCCCUACGCCGUGCUCUGCGAUCAGCGGUCGCACAUUGUGCAGCACGAGGCCGGCGGGUGA
Molecule: messenger RNA, 345 nt
Organism: Thyridium curvatum
Lineage: Eukaryota; Fungi; Ascomycota; Sordariomycetes; Thyridiales; Thyridiaceae
Exons: 2
Coding region: 1-345 (114 amino acids)
Biological process (GO): glycine biosynthetic process; L-threonine catabolic process
Cellular component (GO): cytosol
Molecular function (GO): L-allo-threonine aldolase activity
Source: RefSeq, a predicted model, not a curated record